AUGGAUCAUUCUCACCAGGGUCAUGGCUAUGCAAUGCACCACAGUAAUGAUCAUAUGUUACCUCAAACUUCUUCAAAUAUGAACAUGAUGGUUGGUGGUUAUGGAAUGCAACCACAAACACAACAGCCUUAUUUAACACCGCAGCAGCCAACUCCUCAACUAAUGCAGACCGACGUUUACGACGCUAUGGACGCAGCUGGGCCUUCGAAUCAAGAUGCUGCUAUGGGUUCGACUGCUAGGGAAGAGGAUAAACGCAAGGAGAUCUAUGGCUAUGACGCGCCGUACAACCUGUACGCAACUGCAUGGAGUUGUGCUACAGAUCCUCAGCGGCGGUUUCGAUUAGCUGUCAGUAGCUUCAUUGAGGAAUACAGUAAUAAGGUUUCCAUUGUACAACUAGAUGAAAACGCCGGUGAGCUGGUUCUUAGGAGUACAUUCGAUCAUCCCUAUCCUGCCACGAAACUGAUGUGGAUCCCUGAUUCGAAAGGAACCUAUCCGGACUUGGUUGCUAC
Molecule: messenger RNA, 509 nt
Organism: Cooperia oncophora
Lineage: Eukaryota; Metazoa; Nematoda; Chromadorea; Rhabditida; Trichostrongylidae
Source: the annotation of a GenBank genome assembly